Beta vulgaris subsp. vulgaris (sugar beet) is the source of this 480-nucleotide messenger RNA. RefSeq lists its product as uncharacterized. The transcript has 3 exons. Lineage: Eukaryota; Viridiplantae; Streptophyta; Magnoliopsida; Caryophyllales; Amaranthaceae. The record is from RefSeq and is a predicted model, not a curated record. The coding region runs from base 91 to 339 and encodes 82 amino acids.
CUACCCCUCUUUGUUUAUUAAUUUUUUAAAAAAAUUUUGUUACCCUAAAAAGUGGGUUUUUGGAUAUAGGUGGCCAACACUCACCACCUUAUGCCGGCGCCGCGAAAUUCAUUACUCCCUCCGCCGCGUCUUCUUUCCGUCCAGUCCAUACAUUCUCUCUUUGCUUUGGUGCUUAUUUUCCUAGCCUGGAUGAGGUUGAAGCUACUCUUGGCUGAGAUUGUCAGUAUUGUUGGUGGAAGAUUCCAACAUAGUGAUAGUGAUAGUGAUAGUCAUAUAGAAGGCUACCGUAUCUGUCAAUGCAAAAAGCAGAGUCAUUGCUUCAGAAAAGUGUUAAAUUAGCUACUGACGCCCAUGAUGAGUUCUGGAAUGCUGUUGAUAAUAAGGCACAAAAUGGUUAUAAUAGGGCUUUGGUGGUAGCAUCUGUUGGCUCUCUAUGGAGCUUAUCUCGCUGAUGGCUUAGAGUACAGGUGAUCUUUUUGA